AUGCGAGCUAGGAUAGAGGAAGAGAGUUCCAAGAACUCUACAGAGGUUUCAAAGACUAAGGUAGGGGAUUCCAAUGUCUCUAAUCCUAAGGUCAUUUCUCAUGAAAUGCUUCUAACUCAAAAAACUCUUUUACAUACCCUUCAUGAGGAACAACCUUCCUACCUUCUUUUGUGUCAAGUUAUACUCACUUGUCUUUCUAGCUCUUCACUUAAGGAUCUUCUUCCUUCUAUUGUUGCUCUCCUUCAAGAAUUUCAAGAUCCUUUUUCUAAAGAUGGUCCUCGUGGACUUCCUCCUUUUAGAGGGAUUAAGCAUCAAAUUGAUUUUUUCCCAGGGGCUAGUAUACCCGAUAGACCUAUGUACAGGACAAACCCAAUUAAAACAAAGGAGAUUGAGUCUCAAGUGAAUGAGCUUCUAGACAAAGGGUGGGUCCAAAAUAGCUUGAGUCCUUGUGAUAUCCAUGUGUUGUUGGUGUCCAAGAAAGAUGGGUUUGUAGUCAAUAAAAAUGGGGUCCAUGUUGACCCUGAGAAAAUCAAAGUCAUUCGAGAAUGGGCUAUUCCAAAGAUUGUUAGGGACAUCCGUAGUUCUCAUGGGCUUGCUGGCUUCUAUGAAGGUUCGUACCCAACUUCUCUACUCUUGCAUCACCCUUAA
Vigna unguiculata (cowpea) is the source of this 648-nucleotide messenger RNA. NCBI's taxonomy places the organism in Eukaryota, Viridiplantae, Streptophyta, Magnoliopsida, Fabales, Fabaceae. The record is from RefSeq and is a predicted model, not a curated record.